This is a messenger RNA of Globicephala melas (long-finned pilot whale), 1676 nucleotides long. It is a transcript of the gene ZNF414, whose product is annotated as zinc finger protein 414. Lineage: Eukaryota; Metazoa; Chordata; Mammalia; Artiodactyla; Delphinidae. The record is from RefSeq and is a predicted model, not a curated record.
AGACCUGGGAGGCGAAAAAUGGCGCCGACGUGAGCGAGAGCUUGCGGCCACCGAAGGAGUCACCGCAGCCUUAGCUGGAGCUGCCGGAGCCGCGGGAACAAGAAGCCGAACCAGGCCGAGGAUGGAGGAGGAAACCUCGGGUCCCAGCCCGGACAUGCCGGGCACUGCAGAGCCCAGCUCCAGUGAGACCGACAAGGAGGUGUCCCCAGUUGUGGCUGCUGUAGCCACUUCCUCUUCCAUGGGGGAGGAGCCAGGCUCUGACCAGGCAGCCACACCCCCAGUGUGGGAACGUGGAGGGCUUGGAGGGACCCAGCAGGGUGCCUCCCCAGCCCCAGACAGUGGCCAUGCUGGCCCUGGACCCGGCCUUGGCCUGACCAGCACUGUCUCCGGAACCAGUGAGGACCUGCGGCCUCCCAGACGACGCCCACCACCAGGGAAGCAGAUACCCUGCUCCAGCCCUGGCUGCUGCCUCAGUUUCCCCAGCGUUCGAGACCUGGCACAGCAUCUGCGUACCCACUGCCCACCCACACAGUCCCUGGAAGGCAAGCUCUUCCGCUGUUCCGCCCUGAGCUGCACCGAGACUUUCCCCAACAUGCAGGAACUGGUGGCACACGGCAAGCUGCACUACAAACCCAAUCGCUACUUCAAGUGUGAGAACUGCCUCCUGCGCUUCCGCACGCACCGCUCCCUCUUCAAGCACCUGCAUGUUUGCGCCGAGCAUGCGCAGAGCCCAGCCCCGCCGCCACCCCCCGCCCUCGACAAGGAGCCACCAGCGCCCGAGCGCCCCCCGGAGUCCGACCCUGCGUUGGCGCCUGGGCUACAGUUCCCGCUGCUCGAGCCGUUCACGACCUCUGCCCCUGCCCCCACCGGGCCCUUCCUGCCGUACUUGAACCCCGCGCCUUUUGGCCUAAGCCCACCACGCCCGCGCCCCUUUCUGGCCGCCGCUCCCGGGCCGCCCGCCUCCAGCGCGGCAGUCUGGAAAAAGAGCCAAGGUGCCGGCGGCAGCCCGCGAAGACCCCAGGGCGGCUCCGAUACGCCCUCAGGGCACGCGGCCCCGAGCCGCAUCGUGUGGGAGCACACGCGCGGCCGCUACUCGUGCAUGCAGUGCGCCUUCUCCACGGCCUCGCGGCCCGCCAUGACCCUACACCUGGAGGACCACCGCCCCAUCGCCCCUGCGGCCCCGGCGCCCGGGCAGCCGCGCCCCGACGCGCCGGCGGGUAAGGCCCGGGAGCGCAAGGGUGGGGAGGGCGGGGGCCCUGAGGCGAGGGGCGGGGCUGAGGCUCAGGCGCCCCCUCCUCUGCUCCACCCAGACCCGGCCCCGCUGGCACCCAAGGUGUCGCCGCUGCUGUCAGAGGGGGAGUGUCCGGUUUUCUCGCCGCUCUGAACCACGCCGCGUUGCGGGUGGGCUGUGGGUAGUUUUGUAAUUUUAGGGGGGCCUGCGAUGGGCGGGGUGGCGGGACAAUAAAGGAGGCAGAUGAGCCAGCCUGUGCUGUGUCUGGGUCCCAUGCCCCUCCAGUGCAGUCCUGGGGCGCUCCCACCUCGGAAGGGGGCAGGCCUCCCCCUCACAGCCCACCUGUGUCCCACCUCCCCUGUCAACCUCAGCAGUGGGACAGCUGUAGAUGGUCCUCUUUCCUGUCCCACCACUUCCAGAAACCAUAUGAGACGGAAGUUUUAUU